Messenger RNA from Entelurus aequoreus (snake pipefish), 2108 nucleotides. RefSeq names its product neuropilin (NRP) and tolloid (TLL)-like 2b (gene neto2b). The record is from RefSeq and is a predicted model, not a curated record. Gene Ontology annotation, molecular function: protein binding. Lineage: Eukaryota; Metazoa; Chordata; Actinopteri; Syngnathiformes; Syngnathidae. The transcript has 12 exons. The coding region runs from base 50 to 1726 and encodes 558 amino acids.
CGUGAGUGAUGAUCUCUCCUUCAUUGGUUUCAACACGAAAAGAACUGGGAUGAAAGUUGUCUUCCUCAAUCAGCGCCCAUUAAUGAUGAUGAUGAACGUAGUCUGGAUACUUCUCCUUUUCAUUGAGGAGGGAUUUGCUCGGGCUCAAAAGACUGCAGAGCAAGGUGCGGUAUCCAAAGUGGUGAAACCUUCGCCUUCACAAAGGACGCCACGUUCUCGUCACUGCGGAAAUUGGAUACGGCACGCAGAUGGCGGCACCUUCAGCUCUCCCAACUACCCAAACACGUACCCUCCCAACAAGGAGUGUCUCUAUGUGCUGGAAGCUCUUCCCAGGCAGAGGAUCGAGCUGCUGUUCGACAAGGCCUUCUACAUCGAGGCGUCCUUUGAGUGUCGUUUUGACCACAUCGAGGUGCGUGACGGCCCCUUCAGCUUCUCGCCGCUCAUCAAUCGCUUCUGUGGCGCCCCCUGUCCGGGACUGGUCCUGUCCAGCGGCCGCUUCAUGUGGAUCCGUUUCUUCAGUGACGAGGAGCUGGAGGGCAUCGGCUUCCAGAUCCGCUACAGCUUCACGGCAGACCCAGAGUUCCAUCUGCAUGUGGGAGGACUCUUAAACCCAAUCCCAGAUUGUCAGUUUGAGUUGACGGGGGCUGACGGCAUGAUCCGUUCCAGUCAGGUUGAAGAAGAGUAUAAGGUGAAGCCAGACCAGGCUGUGGACUGCAUCUGGACCAUACGCGCCCCCUCAAAAAACAAGAUUUACCUGCGGUUCUUAGAAUACCAGAUGGAGAACUCCAAUGAAUGCAAGAAGAACUUUGUGGCUGUUUAUGAUGGCAGCAAUGCCAUCGAGGAUCUGAAGGCCAAGUUUUGUAGCACCGUGGCCAAUGACAUCAUGCUGGACACGGGCGUGGGCGUGGUGAGGAUGUGGGCGGACGAGGCCAGCCGCCUCAGCCGCUUUCGGAUGCUCUUCACGUCUUUCGCAGACCCUCCUUGCAUGGGCAGUGCCUUCUUCUGCCAUAGCAACAUGUGCAUCAACAACUCUCUGGUGUGCAACGGAGUACAAAACUGUGUCUUUCCCUGGGACGAAAGCAACUGCAAAGAGAAGAAGCAAAAAGGUAUUUUUCACCACAUCACAAAGACUCACGGCACAGUCAUCUGCGUGUCGACUGGAGUGGUGGUGCUGCUGCUCAUCAUCUCCAUCCUGGUGCAAAUCAAGCAGCCGCGCAAAAAGGUGUUGGUGCGUAAGAAUAACUUGUUCCACCGAAGAGACUUCCAGGAGGUGCUUGAACCGCCACAUUAUGAACUCCUCACUCUCAGAGAAAAGAAACUGUCGGGGGACCUUGGAGAGCUCUCAGAGGAGCUCCAGUCCCUGCAGGCCGUCAGAAGGUCCUCGUCGGCCUCGCGCUGUAUUCGUGAACAUCACUGCGGCUCUCUGGCCUCGCUCAACUCCAUCAAAGGCGGUCAGGGUCGCGGAUCCACGGAGCUCCAAAGAUCUUUGCCUCCUCUGCGGGACUCCAGCAGCAGUCUGCGGAAGAAGAGCUGGCCCAGCGUGAAGGCGGUCACCGCCAUGCGGGCUCAAUACAGCCUGGGAGCUCGAGUGGUGAGGCGGCAGGACAGAGUGACGGAGGAGGAGGAGGCGGAGGACGCCGGCUACGACGUCUACGUGCGCAGAGUUGGGAACAAAAGAGGGAAGUACGAGAUGGCCCAGCAAAGAUCUUUAUCCAUGGAUUUUUAAAAAAAGGGAAAAUGCAGCAUUUGUGCCACAACUGGAACAUGUGAUGUGAAUUAUAUUUAUAUAGCGCUUUAUCUAAGUUCCAUUUAAACCAGUGUGGGUGAAGUGUCUUGCCCAAGGACACAACAGCAGUGACUAAGAUGGCAGAAGCGGGGAUCAAAUGCAGAACCCUUAAGUUGAUGGCAUGGUCGAUCUACCAAACGAGCCACACCGCCCCAAAGUGACAAAGUGUUGGCUUUUUUUUACGCAUAAGGAAUCAAUUAGCUGGUGUUAAUUGUAAGUGAUUAUUGUGUUAUUGGAAUAAAUGUGAAGACAUUUUGUCAAAUGUGUUUUUAAAUACAUCACAAGUUCUGGAAAAUACUAAGUUUACUUUGUUAUCAGUGAU